GCGUGGAGUUCCUGAAUUGCAUUAGCGCGGCGGCCGCAACGCGCAGUACGCGAAGUCGGGAAAGGCGUGGAACGUCGUGCGAGUUGUUGGCAUUGUGUGGUGACCGGCUCAAGCAGCGAGCAAGAGCUCGCGAGAGGAAUCGCCAAUGAGCGGGGAACCGGUGGACGACGGUCUAGUCCGAGUGUGGUGCGAUGGAUGUUACGACAUGGUGCACUUCGGGCAUGCCAAUCAGCUCCGUCAGGCCAAGGCAAUGGGCGACUACCUGGUCGUGGGAGUCCACACUGAUGAGGAGAUCAAGAACCACAAGGGACCACCCGUGUUCACCGAGCAGGAGAGAUACAAGAUGGUUCGUGCCAUCAAGUGGGUUGACGAGGUCGUCGAAGGUGCACCCUACAUCACGACUCUAGAAACAUUGGACAAGUACAAAUGCAACUUCUGUGUUCAUGGAGAUGACAUCACGUUGGAUGCAUCUGGAGAAGACACCUACCGCUACGUCAAAGAGAGUGGUCGUUACAAAGAGUGCAAACGGACAGCAGGGAUUUCAACCACAGAUCUCGUUGGCCGCAUGCUGCUGAUGACCAAGCAACAUCACCACAGAGGUGCAAAGGAGUAUGGUGUGGACAAGGAGCAUGCAGGCAACAUCAGCAAGUUCUCUGGUUUUGAUGAUGGUCUAACUACAGCCUACGUCAAUGGAAACGGCGACUCCACGACACACAGCCCGUGGACCGGAAUCUCCCAGUUUCUGCCGACGACGCAAAAGAUCAUACAGUUUGCCGAGGGCAAGGAGCCAAAGAGCACAGAUCGCAUUGUUUACGUGGCAGGAGCCUUUGACCUUUUUCAUGUCGGCUACUUGGAUUUCUUGGAGAAGGCCAAAGGCGAGGGCGACUAUCUCAUUGUUGGGCUCCACACAGACCCUGUUGUGAACAGGUACAAAGGUUACAACUACCCCAUCAUGAACCUCCACGAGCGUGUUCUGAGCGUCUUGGCUUGCAAGUAUGUCAAUGAAGUGGUCAUAGGAGCUCCUUACUCUGUCACUACAGACCUCAUGGAGCAUUUCCGUGUUCAUGUGGUGUGCCAUGGCAAGACUCCAAUCAUGCAAGAUGUGGAUGGCAGUGACCCCUAUGCUGAGCCGAAGCGUGUUGGCAAGUUCAAGAUACUGGACAGCAAAAACAAGCUCACAACACAUGACCUGGUGCAGCGCAUCAUACGGAACCGGCUGCAGUAUGAGAAUCGCAACUAUGAGAAAGAACGCAAGGAAAUGGCUGUCUACGACGCUUGGCUCCUGAGUCAGCAAAACAACCACGUGGGGAACAACAACAUCGGCGAGUAAGGACUUGAAAAAAAAAACGUGUCACACAGCAGACAGACACACUACUCUCGAAGCGGAGAGGAAGCCGAUGCAGACGAUGCACAGCUGAAUGCUUGCAGGCUUUGUGUCACAACUUUGGCGCAAUCUGGUGCAGCAAAAUGGGCACCAGUGUUAAUAUAGUGGGGAACACCCUGUUUUAGAGAACCUGGAGAGUGCAGCCAUCAUCUGAAAGUGCGAUAUGCCUGUGGGUUUGUCGUCUGCUAGCUGUAAAUAACAAAAGACAUUGUGCUGGCAGCAUGUUUGUUAUCUGCUACCUGUAAACAGCUCCAGCAAGCCUCGCACUGUGCUCGGGGAACACCUUACGCAUAUGUUAAACUAAAGCCAUGGUUCUCGCUCUGCCACCAGUUCCCUCCGUGGCCAAAUAUCAGUGCGCAAAGCACAAGACAUUUAUUGAUCAUGCACUAUGCCCAUUUUAGGGUUUGUUAUUUUUGUAUAAGUCAUUGCCACUAACUGGGAGUCGCUAUCAUGCAAAGGAGAAAAAAAAAAAAGACACCAUUUGCUUUUGUCCAGUUGUAAAACACUGAAAGAAAAUUGUUGGACACCUCGAAGAGUACUUGUUGCUGCUGACUUGUUUUUUUUUCUCAAUUCGAGGAGGGUGUAUGCAAGAGUGAGCUUAUAAGGAUUGCUUGCAAAAACAUGUUAUGUUUCAACUACAAGCACAACUUGCCUAGAGACCAAACACUCUAAUUUGGUCACAAAAGGUCACAGAGGGCACAAUCAGUUUGCAGCGGCCAUUUCUUUCCAGAAGUAGGCUGUACGUAAGCAUGCACGUUACAGAGCAGAUGAAAAAAUGCAGAGUUGUAGCCACUGCACUUUGGCAUGCCCUAUGGCUUUGUUCAUUGCAGCGUGAAAUAAGCUUUAUUAGUACUGAGGCAGAAUGGGGGCUUUGUUGUAAAUAGCUUCAACUCCCACAUCUCUUUUACCUGCGAAGGUUAAACAAGGUGUCGUGGCUUUGGCACGCUUUCCCAUUGCGUAAAGCAACGGAAGCCUAGGGGACAGGUGUCUUGCUUGGAAGCUGUAUCACGUACUUGCUUGUGCAAGCCAUCACUGUUAUGCAUAUUGUCUGAGGGCGUGUUGUUAUAUAUUACCUUCAAAAGCAUAGACAAGCAGGUUCAACUGCCGAAGGAAAGCUAGACUAGUCCUGUCCUGCAGCUUCAAGCAGCAUGUUGGACAUGUGUCACAUGUGUACCUGCACCUCUUUCUUUUUUUUUUUUCUUGUACAUAGAAAACGCCAUCCCGUAAACUGUGUGGUUCCCCGAGCAGGCCUUCCCAAGUUCUUAUGUCAAAGCUCGAAGCUAUCGGCUUUCUUUUCAACGCAGGCUGUCUGUUUGCUCAUCAAUUGGCAUCAUUUUGACAGAGUACACAUUGGCUGUGUUUCAUUGAUAGCGCUUGCUUCAUUCUCCCCAACGCUGCGUCAAUUUUACAGGUGCCAUCAUCUUGCACUGCUUUCUGAAUUGGAGCUCGCUUACUGUUCAAUUGUUGUGUGUGGUGCCACAAAUUGUGUUUUCUGUGGGAACAAUUUGACUUAGAAGUAUCCAUGCAUCGUGAGAUUUGUUGUUACACACACACUGCCAUCAUACAUCAACAGUUGAUACAUAUUCAGUGCAGGCCUCAAAAAUGGGGCACUGGACCUUUCUACAAAAAUUUUGUACUGUCCAUUACAUCACGACUGAUCUGAUCUUCCAAGACAUGAAUGCCUUGUGUACCUGUGGCAUCAGCUUAGGAGUGUGGCCGCAUCGUCUGAAAAAUUGUUUUCGCAGUGCUUGCACAUGGCUGUGUAUUUUUUCCAAUCGUCCCGCCAUGUCAAUUGUUAGAUGUGUCAUCCUAGUGGUCUGCAAUGCAUGCUGAAAUAUGACAGGGUACAGGAACAUGCAGAUUGCAUUUAACUUGUACUUUGCCCUUUCUUCACCUUCUGAUGACUAGCACAAGAUGGCUUGAGUUUCUUCUCAUUCACAAAAAUCUAAGCAGCGGCUGUAUGGUCUUUUUCAUUCUAGCAACGCCCAGGCCCGUAGUUGUUGUUCCAGUAUCUCAUCAGCUAGCUGCCAAAGACCAACUCGUAGAGCACCUUUAGUAGUUAUAUUUUUUGUGCGCUGAGUGGUUCAGACAUUAGCGUCGCUAGUCAUUGGAAAGACAACUUGCAGUAUGUUUUGCAGUGGUUGUUUGUGUGAUCAGAAGAUUGCCUUAUUUACAUGGGUGUGUCUACAGGAUGCAUGCGGGUGUGAAAGGUGAAACUUUUCGUGCUCUUGCAUGCACCUUUUUGUUUUUGGCUUCUGUACUUGUAAUAUAUUUAUUUGUGCAUGUCAAGUUUUAAUGUUGUUAGAGCAUGAAGUGACCUGAUUGGUCGUUCUAUGCGGGCAUUUUAAAAAGCUAUUUUAGAAGGUUUCGCUACCUGCACUCUCGCAAUAUUUUGAGCCAAUACAGGUGCCAUUAAUAAAAUACGGGCUUCUGUUGUGAAAAAA
Molecule: messenger RNA, 3828 nt
Organism: Dermacentor andersoni
Lineage: Eukaryota; Metazoa; Arthropoda; Arachnida; Ixodida; Ixodidae
Gene: Pect
Product: phosphoethanolamine cytidylyltransferase
Biological process (GO): phosphatidylethanolamine biosynthetic process
Cellular component (GO): cytoplasm
Molecular function (GO): ethanolamine-phosphate cytidylyltransferase activity
Source: RefSeq, a predicted model, not a curated record